Molecule: messenger RNA, 3672 nt
Organism: Kickxella alabastrina
Lineage: Eukaryota; Fungi; Kickxellomycota; Kickxellomycetes; Kickxellales; Kickxellaceae
Product: kinase-like domain-containing protein
Exons: 2
Coding region: 449-3463 (1004 amino acids)
Biological process (GO): protein phosphorylation; intracellular signal transduction
Cellular component (GO): cytoplasm
Molecular function (GO): ATP binding; protein serine/threonine kinase activity
Source: RefSeq, a predicted model, not a curated record
AUUUCUUGUCUUAGUUGCCAAAUAAAUCCAUUUAAUGUUUGUAUUUCUUUUUCAGCGCCGUACUACUAUUAUUAAUUACUUUACGAAGAAAUUGUGCACCCACUAGCCAAGCGAAUUUAAUAUAUAUUUUCUCCUCCCUUGCCAAUUUCGUUCUCACAAUACUUUACUGCUGGGAAUACUGGCCACAGCUAAACGCAAACACGUCUUUAUACGCGUGUGAGAACCUAUAGCGACUCGCGGGUCUUUUGGCUGGACGACACUUUUUUCCCCCACUUUUUUUAUCUCCGACACUUUUUUAUUCAGUUUUUAUUAAUUGCGCAUUAUUUCAAUUUGACGCCAUUCCCCUUUUCUUCUCUUUAUUUUUUAUUGCAUUACGCCCAUACUAGCGACUUUACCGCCCGAAUUCCAGAAUCAGCACGCCCAAAAUAGCACUCUCCCUGCUUGCCCAAUGACUACUGCAGCCGUUCGACCGUCCAGCAAUUACCACACAUCAGACCAGCAAGAUAUCGUGCAAGCAAAUCAUAUGCAACAGCACCGCCAGUUUGCUCCUACACAGUUUGGGGAUUAUCCAUCUGACCCGAAGCCCAUUCCAACGUCCGCGGAUCCUUACCAGGCAUCCCGCGCAGCACCGCCGUCAGGCGAAAAACCAGUUUGGGCAUAUUUGCCUGGCCCCGCAGUCCAGCAACAGAGCCGACUUCCGCCUCGGGAACAGCAGCAACCAUCGGCACAAUACCAGAGUCCGGGUGGAGCAGAAAAACACAGCAGCCCCAUGCCGCCGCCACCACAACAUCAGCCGCAGCAGCGGCCUAGCACUCAGCACGCAUCGACUUCACGGCGCGAUGUUUCGAGCAGGCAUCCUGGUCAGCGCGAUCGCAAAGAACAGCGCAUCGGCGACUUUAUCAUUAAGCAGACCUUGGGAAAGGGCACCUUCAGCAAGGUGUGCAUGGCAGAGCACCGCGCUACGAAGCAAAAGUUUGCGCUAAAGUUCAUCAAGCCGACUUCGCCGCAGGGAGGCAGCACCGACAAGCACAACAUCCGCGUCGAGCGUGAGAUCAAGCUGCUAUCUCUUCUUUACCACCCAAACAUUGUGCGCUUAUACGACGUGGUUCAAACCCCCAAAUUCACAAUGAUAGUCAUGGAGCACAACAGUGGCGGCGAGCUGCUCCAUUACAUUCGCAAGCGUGGGCGUCUGCAUGAAAACGAGGCGCGCGGCUUUUUCCGUCAGAUUGUUAGCGCCAUGGACUACACUCACAGGAACUGCAUCAUUCACCGCGACCUCAAGCUGGAGAAUGUCAUGCUCGACCAUGAGAACCGGAUACGCAUUAUCGACUAUGGCUUUGCAAACACCUUUGAGUGGGACAAGCAACUAUCCACAUUUUGCGGCUCGCCGUUCUACGCGGCACCAGAGAUGGUCAACGGCAUCAAGUACACAGGCCCCGAGGUCGACAUCUGGAGCAUGGGUGUCAUUCUCUUCUUUAUGCUAUGCGGCCGCACGCCGUUCGAGGGUGAGAACCUGAAGGAGAUUUAUGAUAAGAUCUCCAAGGGCAGGUUUACUAUGCCACCUUUCCUCAGCAAGGAGGCCCAGCAUUUGCUACAGCAAAUGCUGACAGUAAAUCCCAAGCUGCGCAUUUCGAUGAAGGGGAUUGUGGACCACGCAUGGUCAAACAAGGAGUGUGACCACCCUAUCGACAAUCACCUGCCAACCCGCCCCUCAGUGGUUCUGCAGCCAAACGAAAUGUCGCUGCAAAAGAUGCGCGUGUACAAAUACGAAGUCGAGGCGGUUGCCUCUGCCUUGGCGCACAGCGACAUGGCGCUCACGCCGAUGGUGUGCAUCUACCACCUGGUUGAGGAGUCGCGUCGCCGCAAGGCAUCCAGGAACGCUCGCCGAAGCCAGGCCACCAACCUGGGCGGCCCCAGCGCCACCGGUUCGACCGUCGACGUAGACCAUGUUUCUCCUGCGCCGCCCCACGCGUCAGCAGUCACGCCGACCGCCGCGCCCAUCAGCAUAAAUGUUGAUAACGUGCGGCCCGCAUCACGCGGUCGGCAGAGUUAUACCCCCGGAUACCUCAACACCGAGAACUACAGCCCAACAUCGAGGGCGCCUACCGGCAGCAACGACCUCCGCCAACGGCCAAGCACGGCAGCGCCACAUUUCCACGGCAACACGAGUAGCAGCAGCAACGGACAAGUUUUAACUCCACAACCGCAGUAUCUCUUGCACAAGGAUUCAGACAUUAGCAACAAUCUCGAUUCGCCAUCGUUCGGUGCCAGCCAGUAUGAGCCUCCCCGCCUUCGCAAGGGCAGCGCAGCCAGUGGCCAGAUUUCGGUUAACAGCUCCCUCAACCUUGAAGCCUCGUCUCCAUUUUUGCGUGAUGAUGACAAACGGUCAAGCCGCUCAUCCAGGUUUUUUGAUCGGGUGCGGAAAUCAAUGCCCUUCAUCAAGGCCCGCCGCUCGCAGAUUCUGGACGAUGUGCCUCCAUUCGAGCAAUCCGAGAAUACGGUUGGUCACCGCAACAACAGAGUGAGCUUUUUCCAGGCGCCAUUCCGUCGCUUCAGCGCCGCCCCGUCUGCGCUGUCGCUCAACAACUCGCCGGGGAACCGCGUGCAGAGCUACUACCCGCCGUCAAAUCCGCCCCCACCGCCCCCACAAGCUCAGUUGAGGCAGAACAUGCAGCUUUCGGACCAGCUGCAGCCGCAGCUCAACCAGCCUGGGGCUCGCCCGGCAACUGCAAACGUCGACUCUCGGCCAAUUGUGUCGCCAAAUCAGCGCCCAUCUACCAGCGGCGGCCAUCACCACAGAUACACUGACUUUGGGCCGAUGAGCCAGACACCUAGUCCUCGUCUCGCUGCCGCUGACGGCGGAGAGCGCCACCGUAAGUCGGAGCCCCCGCGGGACCUGCCAUUCGACGUUAAUGCUAAUGGCAGUACAGACUAUAUUUUGCCGCAAAAGCGCGCUCAGCGGCCACUAUCUGUCAUCCCGAAUCGACAGGUCACUCCAUUGCGCUUGCACCCAGCCCAGAGCAUGCAAAGCAACCAGGUCGUAUUGCCAUUUACGCCGCAAACAGGAGCCGUCCAGCAAUUGCCAGCCGCGCUGACAUCGCGCGGAUCAGCACCGAGCGGGAUGGGAGCCGGGCAGCAGUCCACCAAUACCAAUGGGGGCAACAAAUCUGGGGCACGCGGGAUAUUUAAUCUUCGCUAUACCAUGCUCGGGCCGCUAGACGAGAUUCAUGCUAAGAUUGAGAAGGUUCUCAAAGGCAAGUCCAUCGUGUCGCGCAAGAUGGCGGAUUCAUUUUACAGCUGUGAGGAUCACGAUCUCAGCUUUGAGAUAUUUGUGGAUACGGUCCAGGGCCAGCUACACACGAUUAGGUUUAAGCGGGUGGAGGGCGGGUGGUGGGCUUAUAAAAAGCUGACUGUGGCCAUUACCAAUGAUCUACACGGUUUGGAGUUUGUUGAUUUGGUAUGAGUAGCAAUACUGUCUGCAUUUAUUUUUAUUUUUCUAUUUUUUCACUUGCCACGCAAUUGCAUCACUUUUUCUUUAACGCCUUUUUUGUUGUCUCGUCAUCCUAUAUUUUUUCUUCCUUUUUCUUUGCCUUUAGAAUAUAUAUAUAAUACAUUAAUAUUAGCUUACAAAUCCAGAUAAUAUUUAUAAAAUAACUAUAGAGGCUUGGACAU